AUGCUCUCGAUCCUAGGUGCUAUGUACGCCUUGCAGGCUGUACGCUCUCCUAUCAACGGCGUCGGAAUCCUCGACCCCUUCAACAAGCCAGCACCUCUUCUGAAGACAGAGUCCAUACCCAAUAUGGUUUUCAUAUACCUGGGCAAGAAGAUCUAUCGAUCAAUCAAGGCCAGGAAGGUUGCAAAUCAAUCAACACCCACGACUACACCCGCCAAAGAGUCUAGUACACCUGUAACCGAUGGAAAUAUUGCAGACGACUUCGCCAGCGAGGGAGCCGCCGAUCACCAAAGCAGUACUCAGGACAAGGUAGAGCGAACUACGACUAACUCUACAUGUGGUCACCAAUUCGACGCGGCAGCUGGGUCGUGCCCGACAUGCAAGUCUGCUCGGAAGGACAGAAUCAUAUAUAGGGUUAGACUCUUCGCCGGACUCAUCCUCCCAUUCAUCGUCCAGGCUCUGGAUGUGACCAUCGUCGCGAGCGCCCUUCCUUGGAUUGCAGCCGACUUUCACGAAACCGGCCAGCUCAAUUGGAUCAUCGCAGCUUUCAACCUCACCUCGGCAGCCUUCAUUCCUUUCUGGGGCCAGGUCGCCGACAUCUUCGGACGUCAUGUUUCUAUCCAAACUUGCCUGGCGUUGAUGCUCGUUGGUAGCGCACUCUGCACUGGCGCCCCCACCUCUGCCUACCCGGUUCUCUUGCUCGGCCGCGCCUUUCAGGGUCUUGCUUGCGCUGGCUUGAACGUCCUCGUUCGCAUCAUCAUCGCCGACAAGGUCACUCUGCGAGAGAAUGCGAGGAACUGGUCAGCCUUCUCCUUCUUGGGAGGUGUUUUGGGAUGGGGCCUAGGUCCUCUAAUCGGGGGCUACAUCACGGCUCAGUCUACAUGGCGUUGGUGCUUUGGUAUAAACCUCCCCAUCGCCUUCGCCAGCAUGCUCCUCAUCUACUUCGUUCUCCGCUCCGAACUCCUCGGCCCCCAGCCUCUUUCUCAACUCGACGAGACUACCGAGACCGGCCGGAGAUCCACCUUUGCCAAGCGUCUCAAGACAAUCGACGUCGGCGGACAGGUCCUUUUCCUGUUCGGCUUCGGCCUGCUGAUCCUGGGUCUCUCAUGGGCCGGCGCAACUUAUGCCUGGAACAGCCCGGCCGUGCUCGUCACUCUCAUCCUCGGACUCAUCAUCACCGUGUUGUUCAUCACCUACGAAUACCACAUGUCUCCUGGCAAAGCCCUCGCCCGUCGGUUCCCUGCCCAAAAGGCAAUGGUUCCUUGGGAGCUUAUUCGCAAUAGGGACAUCGGUUUGCUGUUUUACACCUCAUUCGCAACCGGCAUGGCCAUGUACUCGGUCCUGUACUUCUGCAACAUCUAUUUCACAAUGGUUAAGCUCUGGUCCGCCGACCAAGCCGGCACGCAGCUAUUGUACUUCACGCCGGGUCUGGGUGUCGGCGUGUAUAUCUCUGCCUUCAUGUGCAACUCCUGGCCGCGCAAGACGUUCCCUCCCAUUUUCAUCGGAUCCAUCCUCGAAAUGGUUGGGAUUGGCUUGAUCGCCUGGGCCAUCUACACGGAGCACAAUCCUACCGUCUACGGAAUGAUGGCUCUGACGGGUGUCGGUACCGGCCUACGUGUGAUGCCCGUUCCCCUCCACGGGAUCGCGCAAUUCCCCAAGAAGAUCGCCGCAGUGAUCUCUCUCAUGGCGGUCGCUUACCCCUUUGGCGGAACCCUUGGCCUCACCGUUAUGACUACUGUGUUUAAUAACGCGUCCGGAAUCAGCAACGACUCGCCCCUGCGAGACUUUGCCACGCUCAAGAGCCUUCCCGUCGAGCAACAGGCUGCGGUUACCAACGAGGCCAAGAUGGGUGUUGUCUGGGCCUUUGUCGCCAUUUGCCCCUUCAUGAUCAUCUGCACCAUUACUGCCUCUUUUCUUGGUAAUGUCUACAUCAACAGGAGCGAGGAGGGCGAAAAUGGCAGGCAGAACGCCAUAUACGAAGGUGUUUACUUGCUCAAGCCAUUUCGUAAGGGCUCUUCGAAAGAUAAGAUCACGACCCGGGAGCACCAGUCUGGCGAAGAACAGAUUCCGAAGUAA
Colletotrichum karsti is the source of this 2073-nucleotide messenger RNA. Its product is annotated as MFS multidrug transporter. The record is from RefSeq and is a predicted model, not a curated record. Gene Ontology annotation, cellular component: fungal-type vacuole membrane. Gene Ontology annotation, biological process: transmembrane transport; basic amino acid transport. The coding region runs from base 1 to 2073 and encodes 690 amino acids. Gene Ontology annotation, molecular function: basic amino acid transmembrane transporter activity. The transcript has 4 exons. Lineage: Eukaryota; Fungi; Ascomycota; Sordariomycetes; Glomerellales; Glomerellaceae.